AAUUCUAACUUCACUAAUUCACAAAAAAGCAACAGAGGAAGAAGAAGGAGACUGGAUUCUAAUGGCGUCGACUACACUCUCCGUCUCCUCGCCGUCGAUUUCUGGUUCCACAACGCCUUGUCUUCCCAACACCACCACCACCGUCGCUUAUUUCAAACCCCAUACCAGAACUUUCUCUACUCUUCUCUUGGGCAAAAGCCUAAGCUUGUAUCGAACAUCCAGAAUUCGGCCAAUAGGCGCUAAGAUUUCUUCUAAUGGGAUCACUUGCCAGGCUUCUUCUUCUGUUCUUCCCUCUGCUCUUCUUUUUGAUUGCGAUGGGGUUCUUGUCGAUACUGAAAAGGAUGGCCAUCGGAUUUCCUUCAAUGAGACAUUUGAUGAGAAAGAAUUGGGCGUUACUUGGGAUGUAGAUUUGUAUGGUGAGUUACUCAAAAUUGGAGGUGGAAAAGAAAGGAUGACAGCGUACUUCAAUAAAGUUGGAUGGCCAGAAAAGGCUCCAAAGAAUGAAGAUGAAAGAAAGGCAUUCAUUGCUGGACUUCACAAGCGAAAAACAGAUUUGUUCAUGGCCCUUAUUGAGAAGCAAUUGCUACCCCUUCGACCUGGUGUUGCAAAGCUGAUUGAUCAGGCAUUAGCAAAAGGAGUGAAAGUUGCUGUUUGUAGCACUUCCAAUGAGAAGGCGGUCUCUGCGAUAGUAUCAUGUUUACUGGGACCUCAACGAGCUGAGCAGAUCAAGAUAUUUGCAGGAGAUGUAGUGCCUCGAAAAAAGCCUGACCCAGCAAUCUAUAUUUUAGCAGCCAACACCCUGGGUGUUGAUCCUUCAAGUUGUGUUGUGGUGGAGGACAGUGCCAUUGGCCUUGCAGCUGCCAAAAGUGCAGGAAUGAAGUGCAUAGUAACAAAGAGCGGGUACACGGCUGAGGAAGAUUUUGUAAAUGCAGAUGCUGUCUUUGACUGCAUUGGAGAUCCCCCAGAAGAGCGUUUUGACUUGGCAUUCUGUGGAAGCCUUCUUGAGAAGCAGUAUGUCAGCUAGACCAUGCAAGCACCACUGCAUAAUUUUCACGUGCUGAAAACCGAAAUAUAGAGAUGCCAGGUCAUGCUUCUUGACUUAGAUCAUUGUAUUUAAAUCAUGUAUGCCAAUUUGUUGAUAUAUCAUGUGUUUUCCCCUUGUAAAUCAAGACGAGGGCGAUUUCGUUUUAUUUGAAUUCUCAUGCUUGACAUGUUGCUGUUUCCUCCCAACCCCCUAGUUUUGCUUAAUUUACUCGUAAAUUUUUUUUCA
Molecule: messenger RNA, 1270 nt
Organism: Benincasa hispida (wax gourd)
Lineage: Eukaryota; Viridiplantae; Streptophyta; Magnoliopsida; Cucurbitales; Cucurbitaceae
Product: Haloacid dehalogenase-like hydrolase (HAD) superfamily protein
Molecular function (GO): hydrolase activity
Source: RefSeq, a predicted model, not a curated record